AUGACGGGCAAUGCUGAAGUCUGGGCAAUCAAACGGAGAGUGAAAGAGGAACUGGUGAGGCGGGCAACGAAUAACCAUGGAAACGGCCUCAAGGGGAUGGCAGCCAUCGCUUCAGAAGUCGAAGGGAUACUAGAAGAGACGGGGAUGGGCGUUCGCUUGAAAAAUGUCAUCUACAACCUGCACAGAACCGCGCCGAAACAUGCUCUCUUUCCUUCACCUGGACUGUCCGCUUCAGAAACGUACGUCGCCGACAAGCUGGACUUUGUCGAACGAGCGAAGUUGAAGUGGGAGAAGAGAAUAAGACAAGAACUUGAUGCGAUGGCAGCGGAACUUGAUGUGCCCCUACAGAGAUUGCAUAAAGAUGAGCCACCAAAGUUACCCACCGACGAUCAAGCCAUCAGGUUUGUAUAUGACGACAACGACCUUCUCGACGUGUUGUCAAAUAUCGUCAAUCAGAAUAAUCAACCAAUGGGGAUCAAGAAUUCUAUCCCAGACUGGGGACUGAUCAAGGUGGAGCUUGAGGUCAAGGAUCUUGAUCAAACGCGUGAAGUCUUCAAGGAGCUCGACCCGUCAACGGGACGACAUCUUGGAGUGGAUGAUGAGCAACGUCCCCAGCUGCUGGAAGAGAGAGUGAAGGCCAUCAAGCGAGCUCUUGAGAUAGGAUACAUACCCAUGCUCAGACAUCUUGCCAAGAGAGGAAUACCGCAAGCUCUACGACCUGCCGUCUGGAAGACCAUUCUCAAUGUCUCGAUAGAAGAUCAAGAACAAGUCUAUAUCGAGCAGCUGCAAACGAGUCUUCGGCAGUGGGACCUUGUGACAGACGAACUCUUCAGACUGGAUGUGACCAUCACAUCCAAUGACGACGACUACUUCGUAUUCGAAGAGACUUUGUCAGAGACGAUGGCUCUAUUCUCUCGAGACUCUUGGCUUGUCAAAAAUGCUGCCGUUCGAUCGCAAGCCAACGAGAAGUUCUUGGAUGAGCAGCAGAGAGAGUCUGCGGUCUUCCCGCCAUGUGGCAUAGUCCCCUUUCGCGGCAUCGUCAUGUAUGCCACACCGCUGUGCUACCAAUACAUCAACACCACAGAGCUUUAUUACGUCUUCAGGAGCUUGUAUGCCCAGUACUGCUGCCGUUUGCAUACCGUGACCUCAGACACCGGAGACAUCAUGCAGCUGGCCAGACAAUUUGAGUCUCUCCUGCAGGAGACCAACACUCUACUCUACCAUCACAUCCUUAGCAAGGGUGUUCAUCCCCUCAAGCUGGCCUUCAACUGGAUUGUUUUCGUGUUUGCGGGUUACCUGGAUGUCGAUCAGGUGCUGACCGUCUGGGACCGCAUCCUUGCGUGGGACUCGCUGCUGCUGGUCCCUGUCAUAGCUGCAUCCAUCAUCUCUUUCCGCGAGAAGAGGCUGAUGGAGUGCAACACGCUGGAAGAGAUGCAAGACGUGCUGUCGGAUGGCAGCAAGCUCAAGGUCAUCCUGCUUCUCCAACUCUAUCUGUUCGGGGACACGGUUGCUCGAUUGCAGGAAGCACAGGGAGAAGGCAAGGGAAUUUGA
Messenger RNA from Guillardia theta CCMP2712, 1551 nucleotides. RefSeq lists its product as hypothetical. The record is from RefSeq and is a predicted model, not a curated record. The coding region runs from base 1 to 1551 and encodes 516 amino acids. The transcript has 10 exons. Lineage: Eukaryota; Cryptophyceae; Pyrenomonadales; Geminigeraceae.